AUGGCUGCCCCCGCAGACAGCAACCUCAAGACCCUCAAUGGAGAGUGGACAAUGGACAAAACCCUAUCCAACCCUUCAGAGCCCAUUCUCGAGCUGCAAGGAAUGAGCUGGCUCAUGCGUAAAGCUCUCAGUGUCGCAACAGUUACUCUCUCCAUCCAUGAGUAUCCCGAUGCCGCAGAUCCGUCUUUAUGGCACAUCGACAUCGACCAGACGGUCACUGGUGGCAUCAAAGGUACAACCGAGAGACGCAUCAGUGACAACAAGGUACGAGAGCACGACGACCAUAUCUUUGGCCAUCUCAAAGGUCAGUCGCGGUUUUUCCGGGGAUCCAAGGGCGAGGACGGAAAGGUGCGCCCUUAUACAGAAUUUGAGACCAAGAUCGACGAUCCCCAGGUCUACAAAUUCCUUAGAGGGGAGAUUCUAGCCGACGGAAGUGCAUCCGAGGGCUUUGUUGUUGAGGAAAUCGGUGAAGAGUUUGGCGAGGGAGAGGGGCUCUGGUAUCUCAGCUUCGUGGAGAACCUGGACAGCGGCUGGACUGCCGAGCAGGUUUGGGGUUUCGAGAUCAUUGACGGCAAGCGCUAUUACACUCGCCGUGUUGCUGUCGUCAAGGGCAAAACCUACAAGCUGGCCCGGCUGGUCUACAGCUUCGUAAAGCCACGGACUGAGUAG
Messenger RNA from Aspergillus tubingensis, 669 nucleotides. RefSeq lists its product as uncharacterized. Lineage: Eukaryota; Fungi; Ascomycota; Eurotiomycetes; Eurotiales; Aspergillaceae. The record is from RefSeq and is a predicted model, not a curated record. The transcript is spliced from 4 exons. Bases 1 to 669 code for a protein of 222 amino acids.